This is a messenger RNA of Cucurbita pepo subsp. pepo (vegetable marrow), 647 nucleotides long. Lineage: Eukaryota; Viridiplantae; Streptophyta; Magnoliopsida; Cucurbitales; Cucurbitaceae. The record is from RefSeq and is a predicted model, not a curated record.
UAUAUUGGCAAAGUUUCUAACUUCAUGCCCAAAAUCAAUUAAAGAAUUGACCAAUCUUAAUGAGUCUGCUCUACAUAUUGCGGUUAAAAGUGAAGAUAUUGAAUCGGUUAAAAUCUUGCUAAAAUGGAUCCAACAAACUUGCAUGGCCUCAAUACUUGAUUGGUGUAAUGACGAAGGAAACAAUGCCAUGCAUCUUGCGGCCCUUGGAAACAAAAAUGAGAUGGUGAAGCUUUUCAUGAACUUGGUGGAUAUCAAAGCAAAGAAUUUGGAAGGCAAGACAGUAGAAGACAUAAUGAAAGAACAUGGUCGUGUGGAAGACAAAGAGAAAAUGAAGGGAGAUCUUCCGCUAAAGAAGCUUAGGAAACAUGGUGGUCUCUUCAUGCGCAGCAUUAGCAUGGAGAAAGAAUUGACUCUAAUAAGUGUGAACUUUGGUCGCAAUGUUAGAGCUUAAUUAGAUUAAAAAAAUAAAUAAUUCCACUACAAAUACUUUAACGCGCUAUGUUUGCAUUUGAAUAUGAAUUUUCCUCAUGUUGGAGGGAUUGGAUAACAAAAAUAUGUUGAGGGUAUUGUUUGAUUUCGUAGUACUCAAAAUGUUGUGGUUGAUGACCUUCAUCAUUUGGCUUGUACUCAAAAGGGUGUAACCUUCA